AUCACAUGCGCUCGUCAGCAGCCGCACACGCACUAUCAUACUCACGCGCGGCGAUCGUCCGUCCCGUUCCGUCUCGUAACGUUUCGAGCACGCUCCUCGAACUCGGCGGAUUUACAAUAAAAUUUAUAAUAUUAAUUAGUUAUCGAACGCCUAUAUAUAUAUACACUGCAUAAGAAGUUAAAAAGUCGUAAACGGUUAUGUAGUGUUUCGUGGUAUUAACCGUGUACCUCCGCAUAAAAUAUGUUUUAAACGCACUCGCAAGUAUCGUCAGGGCACAUCAAUUAUAUGACAUUUUCUGUCGACAAACGUUAAGUGCGAUUCACGGGGCUAUACUUUGUGAUACGGGAUUGUCAGUAAUCUGUGCAACUACAAUCGGUGCGUAAUCGUCGCCAAUUUUUUCGUUCUGCGAACCGUUUUUAAUUUAUAAUAUUAUAUAUUUACUGUGCGUAAAUAUAUAAUAUUACAUUGGCACCGUUUGCUCGUUUUUGUUUAUGUGCGCGCGAAUAAUACGUAUUUGUGUGUGUGUGUCCUUUGCAGCGGUCGCAUAAAUGGUCAGGAAACCGAAAGACGCGAACAUGAUAUCGGCGAAACCGAAUAGCAAAAUGAACGAUCACGUGGCUCGGCUGCGGGUGGUGCAAGAGGUGUCAUCGCGGAACAGUUCGGCCAGCUGGAAUAGUUCGUGCACGUUUUCGACCGAACAGAGUUUUCAAGACCAACCAAGACCACCGGUGUAUAAUGUGGAAGAUUAUGCUGGAUCCCUGCGAAAAUUUGGAAAACGAGGGCCUACGUCGGACGCCAACAAUGGUGACUCACCCGAACCGAAAGAAACCGAAAUGACACUAAAAGAAUUCACAUCAGCUACCGAGCUACUGGAAAAACUAAGUUCCGACCUAAAGCUUGCGUAUUUCAGCUUCGUACAAGAAUUCGUCGGCGACCCAAUAGACGGAGUGACGUUGUUGCUGGAGCUCCUGAAAACUAUCCAACAAAACGGCACACAAACAAAAUGUACUCCAGCAAACCAGCGCCGUAUCACAUUGGACGAAAACGCGUGCCUGCAAUGUUUGAAGUAUUGCCUACGCUGUCAGGAUGCGGCUAGGAAAUUGGCUAUAUCUCCGGCCGGGCUGUAUACGCUCGCCGCGUGCAUCAUGAGCACUGUUAAUCAGUCUCGUCUACUGACUUUGGAGUUACUAACCAAGGCGUGCUGUGAAUCAGGUACGGUAGACGGACACAAUACGGUUUCGGACGCGAUGAGUACCAUGCGACUUAGAUUUGCCGAGCCCGUCAGAUUCAGAUUUCUAGUGGGAAUGAUGUCCGGUAGCGGCAGUUCCGGUAUGGAACUGCUGUUGGCUGGCUUAAAGUUUAUAAACGCCUUCACAGAAACAUGUCCGGAUCUUCAGACAAAGUUUUAUGUGCAAGCCGAACUCAAACAAGCUGGUUUUAAACCUGCAGCUAUACUAAAAAAUAUUUCCAACAAAUCUCCAUUGUUGAGUUCCGUAUCAGAUGAGAUAUACAGAUGGCAGAAAAAUUUCAUAAAUGUUGAAUCACUAAAAAGACAGCAUGAUGAGGUCAUCAGAGAGGCUAAGUCUCUUAGAGAGAAAGUAGUCAUGCUAGAAAAAAAAAUUCACCUUCUCCAAGAAGAGAAACGUGUAAUUUCUUCGCGCAAAGAUCACGCGGAUAUAUCGCAAAAGAAUAAAAUUGAAGGCGGGGGUAAUUCUGCUGAAGACGAAGGUAUCAGUUCUUCCGAACAAGACGACUGCGAAGAAGAAGUAUCGUCUAAGAAAGUAAAGGUUCCCUACAAAAUGUAUAGCGUAUCACAAGGUGAUACGACCAUUGAGGAAGUGCUUGAAGACUUUGAUAAGGUCAUAAAUGAUGCGUCCACUGAGUCGGGUGGUGGACGAAAGAUGUCGUCAGUGAGCAGCGAUAAUUCCAAACGGUAUUACGAGUAUUCCGACACGGACGACGUGGUAAUCAUACCUACCAGAAUUGUUCCCGAACCACCAAGGAGGUCCAGGAGCUUAUUCAUGAACAAAAACUUUGAAGUCAAUCCAUUUUUCGAGGACGACGAGGAGAGCAACGACUCCGAGUGCGCUUACGAGGAGGAUGAUGAGGAAAUUAAGUCCAAAAUAAAACGGAGCGAAACGUUUCAUUCGGUCCAGAAACAGAUAAAACGGUUUUCAGAUCUGGCGCUGCACAGUCACCGCGUGGAGGACGAGGAGAAAACCAAGGACGGAGGUAGACGAAAAUCGAUAUACAACGUCUUCGGCAACGCGACUCAACCGGAAAACUCGAUGUAUGCUCACAAUAGACCGGUAACGAGGUCAGCGAGCACUAGGAACGUCAACGAUUCACGGAUACCUGUCAUAAGGUUCGACCACUGCAAGUCCGAAAGGUCCGUGUACUUACCAAUGGGUAGCAAGGUCACUAAAGAACCCAAGGUCUUCAUGACCCGGGGCCACAACAACGCUGGACUGUAUUCCGGAUACAAGGACUCCACCACCACCACCACCGUCGGCGGAGGAAAAGACCCGAGUUCUAAGUGCAAGCUGAGUUCAGGUGGUAGUUCAAACGGCUUGAAAGCGCUACAGCACAUCAACAUGUCUGUUUCCACGGGGAAGCUCACAGAUUUCCCAUCGGGACUCUAUUAGACUGAACAUGUAGAGAAUACAUCUACGUUAUAUGAUAAUUUAUUAUGAUUAUGGUAUUAGUGUUAUUUUUAAACGUUGGCGUUCUUAAUGUACAUACUCGUACGUAUUAUAUAGCAUUAUGUAGCUUAUAGUUGAUUAAAAGAAAAAAACAAACACUGUAAGCUUAAAAUAUUAUGUCGUUUCAUUGUGAUUGUUAAGCCUAUCGAGUAUAAACUAUAAUUAUGGUGUUUAGCGAGUACAAUUUAAUUCAUUUACCAACAGUUGUACAAAGUUUUAAAGUAGGUAUAUGGUACAUAGGUAUAUUGGUUAAAGUACAAUAUUGAUUACCGCUUGACUGAAUAGCAUCUCUGUUAGCCUUUACGUGUUUUGAUUAAGAAUUAUUUUUUAAUAAUAAUAAUAUAAUAAUAUACUUAAAUUUAGACGAAACGCCAAGUAUUUCUCUUUAAAAUUCUCUCCAAAGGUAAAAUUUAGAAUAAAUACGUAGUAUAAAUUCACAAGCAUAUAAUUUGUAUGUUUACAAGGUAAUUAUUAGUUAUAUAAGGUAAAAAAAUGUA
This is a messenger RNA of Melanaphis sacchari, 3199 nucleotides long. RefSeq lists its product as uncharacterized. Gene Ontology annotation, cellular component: cytosol. The transcript has 7 exons. NCBI's taxonomy places the organism in Eukaryota, Metazoa, Arthropoda, Insecta, Hemiptera, Aphididae. The record is from RefSeq and is a predicted model, not a curated record. Gene Ontology annotation, molecular function: actin filament binding; small GTPase binding. The coding region runs from base 549 to 2645 and encodes 698 amino acids. Gene Ontology annotation, biological process: cortical actin cytoskeleton organization; cell migration; regulation of cell shape.